This is a messenger RNA of Eupeodes corollae, 1653 nucleotides long. RefSeq names its product putative inorganic phosphate cotransporter. Gene Ontology annotation, biological process: transmembrane transport; monoatomic anion transport. NCBI's taxonomy places the organism in Eukaryota, Metazoa, Arthropoda, Insecta, Diptera, Syrphidae. Bases 140 to 1600 code for a protein of 486 amino acids. The transcript has 4 exons. Gene Ontology annotation, cellular component: plasma membrane. Gene Ontology annotation, molecular function: transmembrane transporter activity. The record is from RefSeq and is a predicted model, not a curated record.
GAAUACGCUUUUAGUAAGGCUUAACAGCUGCUUUACGUAAAAACAAUAUUUAACUUGUUAAAAUUGUGCACCUUAUUUAUUUAAAUUAAAGGCAGUUAAAGCCUUUUGAUAUUAAUCGAAGCCAAAUAAGAUCUGGAAUAUGGCAGAAAUAGAGAAAACACCGGCACCGCCGCGUCUAAGUUUUCGAAAUGUUCAGUUCUUUUUGGUGUUCCUUUGUUACGCCUUAAAUUUUAUGAGCCGACUUAAUUGCUCUUUUGCUUUAGUUGCAAUGACAAAUGCUGAAUCUGCCAAUCUUGAUUUUGACGAAUACAACUGGAAUGAGCAACAAAUUUCAUACAUAAUAAGUGCUGCAAACUUUGGCGUCGUUCUGACAAUGAUUCCUGGGAGUUUGAUAAGUCGAAAAAUUGGCAUCAAAGCCACAAUUGCAGCAUCAGUGUUGGGAUCAUCGAUUUUGAGUCUAGUGACACCAGCCAGCAUUCCACUGGGAGGAUGGCAAAUCUAUUGUGUGAUUAGGUUGCUUCAGGGGAUGUUCCAGGGUCUGUUUUUCCCCUGUUCCGUGCAACAUUUGGCAAACUGGGCCCCACCUAGUGAAGUUACACGCUUUGGAGCCUUAAGCUAUAAUGGUGCUGCAGUUGGAAUUGUUUUGGCAAUGGGGUCAUCAGGAUUUAUAGCCAAAUCCAGUUGGGGUUGGCCCGGUAUAUCUUAUUUCGCCGGUGUACUGGGAAUAAUUUGGAAUGUGAUUUGGCACUUUUUAGGAAAUAAUUCUCCAGCUUCAUCGAAAUACAUUAGUCCUGAGGAGAGAGACUUCAUUUUAGAAUCACAACAAAAGAACAAUGGUGCCCAACGAAAAAUUCCAAUUCCCUGGAAGGCAAUUUUUACAUCUCCCCCCUUUUUGUCUUUGGUUAUUGUAAAUUUGUCAACAUAUUGGGGAUAUAUUACAAUUUUACUCGAGAUACCAUUGUACAUGCAAGGCGUCUUAAACAUGGACAUAAAGAGCAAUUCGAUUUUCUCCUCGAUUCCUUUCGUGGCUGUGGUCUUCAUGGCUUUUGUUUAUCUCUAUUUAUUGAAAAUUCUGUCAAAAUCAUAUUCUAUUAAUUUUUCGAAGAAAAUUAUAAACACAAUUGCAACAUGGAUUCCAGCUGCAGCUUUAUUUUGGGUGGGAUUUUUGGACGAAAAUCAAAAGGAGUUAGCUAUUUCACUAAUGGUAAUAAUUGUUGGUGUCAAUGCUGGAAUAACAGUUGGCAGUGGUAUGAAUACUAAUGAGUUGUCUCCCAAUCAUGCGGGAGUUCUUGCAGCAGUAGCGAAUACUGGAAGAGCAAUCGUAUCAGUUAUCGCACCAUUAUUUGCGGGAAUUGUUGUCAACAAUAAUAAUAAUCGAUUCCAAUGGCAAAUUGUGUUCAUGGUUGCAGGAAUUGUAUUUUUCGUUGGAAAUUUACAAUAUCUCAUUUUUGGAACAACUUCAAAACAAUCUUGGGAUAAUGAAAAUUUCCUAAAGCCAUAUCCAGAUAUUGAAAGUGAUAUAAAGCCCGAGGCAAAUCAACGAGAAGACAAGUCUGAAUUAAAUGAACUUAUUGAAAAACCAAUAUUAUUAUCAAAAUAGUUAGUUUUAUAUUUUAAGAGAGCAAAUAAAAAAGACUGAAAAUUAAAAUGAAA